Molecule: messenger RNA, 2210 nt
Organism: Syngnathoides biaculeatus (alligator pipefish)
Lineage: Eukaryota; Metazoa; Chordata; Actinopteri; Syngnathiformes; Syngnathidae
Product: gastrula zinc finger protein XlCGF57.1-like
Exons: 2
Coding region: 269-2044 (591 amino acids)
Cellular component (GO): nucleus
Source: RefSeq, a predicted model, not a curated record
GUCUUCUUGCUUGUCUGAAAGGAAAGUUCCGAAGUAAAAACAAAAAACACAAAACAAACAAAAAAAAAAAAAAAAAAAAAACGAUUGCGGGAACCGCCCGAAGGAACUGUGGAACCAGACGGACCGAAGCUCGACUGGACCACGUCUAUCUCCACUUUGCUGGAACAAAAAUGGCCUGUCGAUCUUAUUUUUAGCUUAGCUUUGCUCGCACGGACGAAAAAAAAAAAAGGAGUUUGUGAGUGGAAAGGGUGUUGGUGAUCGCGUGGAAAUGGGUGCAAAACGCGUGAAAGAAGAAGACUGCGGGGAGGACACUUCGGGUCCAAAAGAGGAGAAGCAGCGACAGCGUCGACUGCGGGACGCAGUUUGGGAACAACCUCGGGAUUGCUUCCAAAAUGCAGACGUCAGUGAAGGAGAUCUUCAUCCUGAGGAGCAGGAGCCGGAAAACGCUCACGUUAAAAUUGAGGAGGAGCCCGAUUUACCUGACGUUAAAGAAGACGGCAAGCCAGAGUCCCAGUCCAUUAAAGAUGAAGCGCCAGAGGAUGAAAUCGGCAAGUUUCAAACGACCGGCGUCACUUUAAAGAGUGAAGAUGUUGAGAUGAGAAGACGCGACCUCUCGGCUCUGCUCUCGGAGAGUGACGACAUAACGUCACACUCUUCUAAUUAUGACGACGAUGGCGAAGGUGAUGAGGAAAACUGGAAAGGUGCUCUGAAAUGUCACGCCAACAACAAAUGCAUCCAGUGUUCUCAUUGUAACAGAACAUUUUACAACAAGUCAUCGUUGAUAAGACACACAAGAACGCACACUGGAGAAAAACCUUUUGCUUGUUCACUUUGCGACAAAAGAUUCUCAAUAAGGGGGAAUUUAACAAAACACCUCAGAACACACACCGGUGAAAAACCUCUCGCCUGCUCGGUUUGUGGAAAAAGGUUUUUUCAGAAGGGGGAUUUGACAAUACACACAAGAACACAUACUGGAGAAAAACCGUUUGCUUGUUCAGUCUGCGGUAAACGGUUUACUGGGAAGCAAAAUCUAACGAGGCACACGAGAACCCACACUGGAGAGAAACCUUUUGCAUGCUUAGUGUGCGGCCAAAGAUUCUCUGUCAAGGCAAAUUUGAAAACACACACAAGAACACACACCGGCGAAAAAGCUUUCGCUUGUUCACUUUGUGGUAAAGGAUUCACGAAGAGGAUCUAUUUUGCAAGACACACGAGAACACACAGCGGAGAGAAACCUUUUGCGUGCUCACUCUGCAGUCAACGAUUCUCUUUCAAGGGAGAUUUAAAGUUGCACGUAAGAACUCACACAGGAGACAAACAUUUUGCCUGCUCGGUUUGUGGUAAAAAAUUCUCUCGAAAGGCACACUUAAAAACUCACGCAGGAACACACACGGGUGAAAAAACCUUUGGCUGCUCAAUUUGUGGUCAGAAUUUCUCCCUCAAAGCAAAUUUAAAAAGGCACACAAAAUUACAUAGUGGGGAAAAACCUUUUGCCUGCUUGGUUUGUGGUCAAAGGUUCUCUGUGAAGGCAAAUUUAAUAAGGCACACGAGAAUACACACUGCAGAAAAAAACUUUGCCUGCUCGGUUUGUGGCCAAAGAUUCUUUGCACAGGAACAUUUGACAAAACACACAAGGACACACACGGGUGAAAAACUUUUUGCCUGCUCAUUUUGUGGCAAAAAAUUCAUUCAGAAGGGAGAUUUAACAAGCCACAGAAGAACACACACCGGAGAGAAACCUUUUGCCUGCUUAGCUUGCGGGAAAAGAUUUGCUAAAAAGACCAAUUUAACGACACACACGAGAACGCACACUGGAGAGAAACCUUUCGUGUGCUCGGUUUGUGGGAAAAGAUUCACUGUGAAGACUCAUUUGACAAGACACACGCGAACGCACACUGGUGAAAAACCUUUUGCCUGCUCACUUUGUGGCCAAAGGUUCUCUGUCAAGGCCAGUUUAAAAAGGCACACAAGAACACACAUGGGAGAAAAACCUUUGCCUGCUCAGUUUGUGGCCAAAGAUUCGCUGCACAGGACUGUCAAAUAACACACACACACACACAUAUACCGGGUAAAGAAAUGAUGGCAAACUUAUUAUUCAGUUACAAUGUGUAUAACAAAAUAUUGGAUGUCAAGUCUGAGCUUAAGAGUCACGAGUGCGAUGGAAGCUGGAUAAUAAACCGAAGAAAGCGACCGAGGCUGCGUUGCUCAUC